GCGUACGAUGUGAGCCUUGUGUCCGUGUGAAAGCGCAACAUUCCGCAUGGAUUUAACAAUCUGUAAUCUAAGAAUACACUCUCUUGCUGUGUGUAGACAUAACUCACUUUUAUUUUUAAUUCAAUGUGGGAAAACUAUUAUUAUUUUUUAGAAAUUGAGGACCUAAAUCUCGCCAUAGACUGAGGAAAGUCUGCCAGCUAACUGAUGCUGGUGUAGAAAAUUGGCAGUAAAACUACACUAACAAGUGUGAAUCACAUCAUAUGAGACUUAAAACAUAUGCUGCUGUGAUACUGGAUCAUCACAUCGCGUAAAGAGCUGGUAUGGCGAUGAACACUAACCUAUGUUGCGUUACUCUGGGGGUGGAGGGCAUGACCUGUGGCUCCUGUGUCCAGUCCAUCGAGGGGCGAAUUGGUGGUCUGCCAGGUGUCAUUCAUAUACAGGUGUCUUUGGAUCUGAAUAACGCAACUGUGAUAUAUGACCAAACUCGCCACAAUCCAGAAUCCUUAGCAGAGGCCAUUGAUGAUAUGGGAUUUGAGUCAAGCCUGACAAACGGUACAUCAGCACCAAUUCCAACAGAAACCAAGGUCUUCAAUAAAGCAGGCUUUAGUACGGGCUCAAUCCAGCUGGCCCUGAGCAGGCUUGCCCAGAAGAAAGGGGUGGUUGGGACUCAGGAGAGCUCUGAUAACCAGGACAUGUCUGUCACGUUUGUCCCAUCUUUGAUUAGUGUGGAACAGGUUGAGGAGUUGAUGAGCUGCCUGAUUCCUGAUGUGACCUGCAGCCCAGCAAUCAGUCCACUGGAAGGGCCGACCUCUCGCAGCUCCAGAGGGGUGGAGUUGGUGAAAAUGCGAAUCGAAAGAAUGGUUUGUUUGUCCUGCACCACCACCAUCGAGGGCAAGAUUGGGAAAUUGAAAGGGGUUGAGAAGAUCAAAGUCUCUCUAGACUCCCAGGAAGCCACUGUACUUUAUCUGCCUUACAUAAUCUCAGUGGACGAGAUUGUGAACCAGAUUGAGAUGGUUGGUUUCAGUGCCAUUGUUAAGUCAAAACCUCCUCAAUUAAAGCUUUUAUCCAGUAAAGUGGACUGCUUGGUCAGCGCUCCAAAACAGACUGCAUCCUAUUCACAAGAGAAUGUUUCAGAGGCAUCCACACUCUCCACAAUCACAACACUGUUUCAGGUUACAGGAAUGCACUGCAACUCUUGCGUGGUAAACAUUCAGGACAAUAUAUCUAAGCUGCCAGGUGUGAAUUCAGUUGAUGUGUCCUUGAAGAAUGGGCAAGCUACAAUUCAGCAUAACCCAAAACAAGUCACAGCAGUGGAGCUACAGAAAGCAAUUGAGGUCCUGCCUCCAGGAAAUUUUAAAACCCAGUUGGUCACUCCACAAAAGGUAUCUUCUCCUCCACCACCAGCCCAGUCCAUCUUGCCUUCUACAGAGCCAAACUUUCUCCAGCCGCUGUUAUCAGUGGCGGAGAUUAAUAUCGAAGGCAUGACUUGUGGCUCAUGUGUUCAAUCCAUCGAAAGCAUGAUCUCCCAGAAGAAAGGAGUAAGGUUGGCCCAAGUGUCACUGGCCAAUCAUCAGGGAACCUUUGAGUAUGACCCUUUAGUGACCACACCUGAGGAGCUGAGGGAAGCCAUUGAGGACAUGGGAUUUGAUGCUUUUCUGCCUGAAACAAAAUUAUUGGUGCCUUCAGAGGUAAAGAGCCCAUCUGUCCAAAGCUCAUCAUUAUCUCCAGUCUGGUCUCCUGCGAAAGAGAAUGAAGUGGAGAGUGAUGCUGAGCCAUCAACAAACGCAAUCUCCAAGUGUUUUAUCCAGAUCGGUGGCAUGACCUGUGCUUCCUGCGUGGCCAACAUAGAGAGGAACCUCAAGAACGAGCAUGGCAUUUACUCUGUUUUGGUUGCGCUGAUGGCCAGUAAAGCUGAGGUUCGAUACAGCCCUUCAAUCAUUGAUCCUCAGAGAAUAGCGGAGUGUAUAAAAGAACUAGGUUUUACUGCCACAGUCAUGGAGAAUUAUGAUGGCUCGGAUGGAAUCCUGGAGCUUGUGAUCAGAGGGAUGACAUGUGCCUCCUGUGUUCACAAAAUUGAGUCAAAUUUAAUGAAACAGAAAGGUGUUGUGUAUGCUUCAGUUGCCUUGGCAACUAAUAAAGCCCACAUCAAAUAUGAGCCGGAUGUGACGGGGCCCCGAGAUAUAAUCAGAUGGAUCGAGAAUAUGGGAUUUGAGGCCUCUCUGGUGAAGAAAGAUCAUCCUGGAAGUCACCUGGAUCACACCCAAGAGAUCCAACAGUGGAAAAGAUCAUUCCUCAUCAGUUUGUUUUUCUGUGUGCCUGUUAUGGGCAUGAUGACCUACAUGAUAAUAGUGGAUCACAUGAUUGACAUGUCCCACCACCAUAAUGCCACAGCCGAGGACAGAGAAAAGUACCACUCCUCCAUGUUCCUGGAGAAACAGCUUCUUCCUGGUCUUUCCAUCAUGAAUUUGAUCUCGUUCCUCUUCUGUAUACCUGUGCAGUUUAUUGGUGGGCGGUACUUCUAUUGUCAAGCCUUCAAAGCUGUCAAGCACCGGACAGCCAAUAUGGAUGUGCUCAUUGUACUAGCCACCACAAUAGCAUUCACAUACUCUGUGGUGAUUCUCCUGGUUGCCAUUUUAGAGAAGGCAAAGGUGAACCCCAUCACCUUCUUUGAUACUCCACCCAUGCUGUUUGUGUUCAUCUCGCUAGGCAGGUGGCUAGAGCAAAUAGCAAAGAGUAAGACCUCUGAGGCUCUGUCCAAGCUGAUGUCUUUACAGGCAACAGAAGCUACAGUUGUUACACUGAAUGGUGAUAUGUCUGUGUUAAGUGAAGAGCAGGUGGAUGUAGAGCUGGUACAGAGGGGGGAUAUCGUGAAGGUUGUGCCUGGAGGGAAGUUUCCAGUAGAUGGUCGAGUGAUUGAAGGACACUCCAUGGCAGACGAGUCUCUCAUUACGGGUGAAGCCAUGCCUGUCACUAAGAAACCAGGGAGCAUAGCUAUCGCAGGCUCUAUAAAUCAGAAUGGCUCUCUACUCAUCAAAGCCACUCAUGUGGGCAUGGACACCACCCUCUCUCAGAUCGUCAAACUGGUGGAGGAGGCACAGACUUCAAAGGCACCAAUUCAGCAGUUUGCAGAUAAGAUCAGCAGCUACUUUGUCCCGUUCAUUGUGGGAGUCUCCGCUAUAACUCUGAUAGUCUGGAUUCUGAUUGGUUUUGUGAACUUUCCUCUGGUGAAAAAAUACUUCCCUGGCUAUGAUAAGAGCAUCUCUGAAGCAGAGGCAGUCAUCCGCUUUGCCUUCCAGGCCUCCAUCACUGUGCUCUGCAUCGCCUGCCCCUGCUCACUGGGUCUGGCCACACCAACUGCGGUCAUGGUGGGAACUGGGGUGGGAGCUCAGAAUGGAAUACUCAUCAAGGGAGGAGAGCCAUUAGAGAUGGCACACAAGAUUCAGACUGUGGUGUUUGAUAAAACUGGCACAAUCACAUACGGGGCUCCCAAAGUGAUCCAAGUGAAGAUGCUGGCCGAGGGGAAUCGAAUGCCGCGCUCUAAACUACUGGCGAUUAUUGGCACAGCUGAGAAUAACAGUGAACAUCCACUGGGUUCUGCCAUCACCAAAUUCAGCAAACAGGAGUUGGGCACAGACUUUCUUGGCACCUGUACAGAUUUUCAAGCUGUGCCAGGAUGUGGCAUCAGGUGUCAGGUUAGCAACACAGAAAACUUGCUGCGGAGAGAAGACAGUGACAGUGAGGAGAACCAGCGCAAUGCUGUCCUGGUCCAGAUCAGUGAUACCAGAGCCCACAUCAAUGAUCACCCACUCAUCAUGGACCCACAGCCACUCACUGUGGAACAGUCCGCCUCAUACAUAGUGCUAAUUGGGAAUAGAGAGUGGAUGAGGAGAAAUGCGCUGCAGGUGCGAGCAGAUGUGGAUGAAGCCAUGAUGGAGCACGAGAAGAGGGGACACACUGCUGUGCUGGUGGCUGUGGAUGGUGAGCUUUGUGUCAUGGUGGCCAUCGCAGACACGGUGAAGCCUGAAGCCUGGUUGGCUGUGCAUACUCUAACAGCGAUGGGGCUGGAAGUCAUACUGAUGACUGGGGACAACAGCAGAACAGCCCGAGCUAUCGCUGCUCAAGUGGGCAUCAGGAAGGUGUUUGCUGAAGUCUUGCCAUCUCACAAGGUAGCAAAAGUGGAGCAGCUCCAGCAAGCAGGGAAACGGGUGGCCAUGGUGGGCGACGGGGUGAAUGACUCCCCCGCACUAGCAAUGGCAGAUGUGGGCAUUGCCAUAGGCACAGGCACAGACGUGGCUAUUGAGGCUGCAGAUGUAGUGCUUAUCAGGAAUGAUCUUCUUGAUGUGGUUGGGAGUAUCGACCUUUCUAAGAAGACAGUAAAGAGAAUCAGAAUCAACUUUGUAUUUGCACUAAUCUACAAUCUUGUGGGAAUUCCUAUUGCUGCAGGUGUGUUUAUGCCUGUUGGUCUGGUGCUUCAGCCCUGGAUGGGCUCCGCUGCUAUGGCUGCCUCCUCAGUCUCUGUGGUGCUGUCCUCUCUCCUGCUAAAAUGUUACACUAAACCCAGCGCUGAGAAACUGGAAAGGCUAUUGGGCGAGGUAAGAACACAAGGCAGUUUGACGGAUGUCAGUGUUCAUAUUGGGAUGGGAGAGCUGCGCCGCACCUCACCCAAACUCAGCCUGCUGGACCGCAUUGUCAACUACAGCCGGGCCUCCAUCAACUCACUACGCUCAGACAAACACUCUCUCAACAGCAUGGUCCUUAGUGAGCCAGACAAGCACUCUCUGCUGGUAGGCGAUGCUAACUGUGAUGAGGAGACAGUUUGAAGGUGGAGUGCAUCUUGCAGGGGCUACUUACUUUACCUCAGUGCCUGUUAGAGAAGGAGAGCUACAUCCAAAAUUCAAUCAUUUGAUGUUCUUGCUGCUUGGCUUAGAUUGAGCAGCUUUAGUUGUCCUUUCAAUGGCCAUUUGCAUCACUAGAGGCUUUCAAUUUACUGAAAGUUUACUUUCAGAUUCCAUUAUACUUGUUGGCCAAUUUUUAAGAUGACAUUCUAAAUAAGGAAAUUAACUGUGCCGCAGAUUGUCCAGGAAAAGGUUGAGAAAUCUAUUUUAUUUUUGUGAUUUAUUGUGUUUUAUGGUAAUGAUUACCGUUAAGUGAAUAUUUAUUACAUUUAUUUAUAUUGUAUUAGCAUACUGUUUAGUUGGACAUGAAGGAGUGUGAAGUUUUUUUAGCAAUGAACAAAUUAACUACAUUUUAUUGCUGUUAGUACUGAAAUGCAGUACAUUCCAAAGAAAGCAACUUGCCUGCUAUUUUAGAGGGAGCAAAAAAUUGUCACUCUUAUGGUCGCCAUUCACUUAUAAUGAUGGGGCCCGAACUUGGUUACCAAGAAAAGAAGAUGCUAAACCAUUUUAAACCAUUCAUGUCAUUAUAAGAUUUUCAGCACAUUCAUUCAUUGAAACUGUUUUCUGCUCUUAAGCUGCCUUUGCUCUUCUGUAUUUAAAUGUGUGCUUGUCAACUUAGUUAUUCAAUAUUUUAAUGUUUUCACUUCAAAACCCAGCACUUUGUGUGAACUGAGAUUGUAACUAACAUUUUAUGAGCAGGAUAUAUUUGUAUACAGCUGUGUGUAUUAACACUCUAUAGAUACAUAAGUAUUCAACACAUCACUGCACAGCCUGAAUCAGGUUACUGAAACAGAUUGCUGGAUUAGCGACAGUUCAAACUUUUUAAUUAUGUUGUGGAUUUUUAUUUUCCAUUUCCAUUUUGAGGAUAAAAUAUCAAAACAGUGGUAAGAAAAGGAAGUUUUGUUACUGUCUUACUGAAGGUCAAUUAAGCGAUGCAGUCUUCAAACAAAAUAAGUGCAUUAGGAAGUAAUUUAUUGUUCACACAAAUGAAUGGCAAUUUUACCCAUAUGUAUUGCUUGUUUUGCCAAAAUAUGUUAAAUGUUGAUGAUCUGAAUAUCCUGAAAUUAUGAUUUAUGCACUUGAUGGUUUCACUAACUGUGGUCUGAGACAAAUCUUUUUGUAGUUUUUCAACAUAUUCUUUAAAUAACCAGCCAGUUUUCUAUAAGCUGAUAUAAAAUGGGUUAUUUAUUCUUCUUGUGAGCACAAACAUGAAAUCAACAUUCUGCUUGGCUUCUCCCUGAGUCUGGUCAAGAAUUAACUUCAAUUUCAGUUAUGCUUUAGCUAGCACAUCAUUUAUUAUAUACAUCGGUUUUAAUUAAAGGUGCACUCAGUAACUUUUGUCUUUGUGUCGUUACACUGACACUUAGCGGCUUGAUUUAAAAUCAAUAGUUUUCAGUUUCAGAUGCCAUUGUAGAAGUGUAGUUUUCACAGUAAGCCAUGAUUACUUUAAUCAAUGAGUGAAAGUAUUAAAUAACAGGGCAGUUAUUGAUACUAUGCAAGCAGUAUUCGGCCUCUCCAUGUAGAAUAAAACAGCUUUUAUAAGGUUACUGAUAAGACUUAUAUGAGUCUUCAUUUAAAUGUGAUUG
Xyrauchen texanus (razorback sucker) is the source of this 6481-nucleotide messenger RNA. Its product is annotated as copper-transporting ATPase 1-like. Gene Ontology annotation, molecular function: copper ion binding; ATP hydrolysis activity; ATPase-coupled monoatomic cation transmembrane transporter activity. Gene Ontology annotation, biological process: monoatomic cation transport. NCBI's taxonomy places the organism in Eukaryota, Metazoa, Chordata, Actinopteri, Cypriniformes, Catostomidae. The record is from RefSeq and is a predicted model, not a curated record. Bases 321 to 4820 code for a protein of 1499 amino acids. The transcript has 23 exons. Gene Ontology annotation, cellular component: membrane.